This is a messenger RNA of Trematosphaeria pertusa, 2331 nucleotides long. RefSeq lists its product as uncharacterized. The record is from RefSeq and is a predicted model, not a curated record. Lineage: Eukaryota; Fungi; Ascomycota; Dothideomycetes; Pleosporales; Trematosphaeriaceae. The transcript has 2 exons. Bases 348 to 1928 code for a protein of 526 amino acids.
UCUACCGUCAAAGGCGAAGCUGAACUCACGUGUCGCCUCCUUCGCAGUGAGGUGAUGGAACGGCAGCCUCUGGAGCUGGGAUACGAGACAGGCAUACAUCAUGGGGUCUAACCUCACGCGUUAGACUGCGACGUGGGUCCAGGAGGUCCAUCGCGUAUUCUUGUGUCAUCGGUGAGUCCAGCGAGAGACGGUGAGGGCCCGGAAGUGCUUUCCCCAUGUCGUGAGAGGGUAUAUAUGAGGAAAGUGCGACCAUCUAGACGGAAAUCAUCAACAUCAGCCUGUCCAGGUGGCGACUUUGACUUCCAUGGUUGCUACUACCUUCUAUAUUCAGAUACCGCACACACACCAUGGCUUCCCACGUUACCGGCGACGAAACUCCGCUCGUCCCCGUUGUCGUUGACGACAUCCCGCUCGUGACCGUCGUCACCAAUGGAGUCCCAGUGGGCACGAUAGUCGCCUACGCUGCAGAGCCUGAGCAUCUGCCUGCUGGCUGGUUUGUCUGCGAUCACAGAAAGCUCGAAGCUGCGAAAUAUCCGGAGCUUCGGGAAGCACUUGGACUGCCCGCGGGAGGAAUAGGUGGAGAGAUCCAACUCCCCGACCUAAGAGGGCAAUUCCUUCGAAGCUGCGAUUUCAACCUCACGCCGGGCGAGACGUUUAGCUGGAAGACGGGCGAGCCGAGGAUCCCCAUCCAGCUCACGUUGGACAGGAUGGGCGACCACAUGAACAAAACCCUCAAAAUGGGGACUACGAAAGUAAUCGAGUGGCAUAGUGGGCCCAGGCGCUUCGACGUCAGCGGAGGAGAUGCGGAGACGCGGCCCGUCAACGUUGCUCUGUACUGGGUGAUCAAGGCUACGUCGAAAGAAGGCGCGGAUGGCGUCCCGAUCGGCGCAGUGAUUCCCUUCGCUGGAGAUGACAAGAAGAUCCCCGCUCCAGCAUACUUCCCAUGGUGGAUCCGAUGUGACUGCGCGAAAGUCGAGUCGGAUCAACUCGGGCACAUCCUCCCCGUCGUGAAGGACAAGUUCAAGCUAGCCUCCUCUCCUAGCUCGUCGAAGGUCUUCUGGCCUCCAGAUUUGAGGGGAAAGUUCAUCCGUGGCGUCGACUGGGAAUCCGUACACGACCCGGACGGAAAAUCGCGCCAACCCGCUCCGAACGGAGACACGGCGGGCCUGGGGACCUGGCAAGGCUGCAGCACCGCGUUCAAGGAUCGCAAGCCAUGCGUUGACGUUGAGCACUUUUCAAAAUGGUACCAUAAGACCAGCAAUGCAGCAGGUAACCACAAUUUCCGCGACGACAAGUACACCGAUCACCAGGUGUGGAGCGGCGGCGACAAGGAGACGCGCCCCAAGAACGCGGCAAUGCAUUUCUACAUCAACACGCUGCCCCACGAUAGCCAGCCGGAUUUCCCAGUCGGCGGUGUCAUUGCUAGAAUAGGGGAGCUGAAAGAUGAGCGAUGGCUGCCCUGUGACGGCGACCCUCGACCAAUCAGGACGGAAUCCGGCGAAGACCCUUUGUAUAAAGCCAUCGGCAAGAUCUGGAACUGGAGCACAGAGAUAGAGGACCUAUUCUCGGUGCCGAACCUGUUCGGUCGAUUCAUCCGUGGAGCCGAUCUGGUUGGUGCUCCUAAUGGGGACCCGGAUCGUGACAAUCGCACAGAAUAUUACGGGUGGGAGAAGAGGGUCGGAGCAGGCUCGUUCCAGGACUGGGCUACCGCGAUGCCGGUGUCGAAGCCACUCUCUAUCAGCAUUUCGUAUCCUACCGACGAGUACCAAAACGCAAAGACGAGUGGCGGAGCGACCGAUGAGAGCACUAGAGCGAGCGGUGCGAAAUCGUUUCCUUUGAAAUUCGAGACCCCGGAUAACGAGACCGCUCCGACGUGUAUGGCGGUUCGUUUCUACGUCUGUGCUACGGGAUAUGACGGCACGGGCUGAGUUUUGCGUUUCCUUGAAGUCUCCUAUCGCUCGUAUCUCGUCAGUUUCUCGUUUAUCCAGCUCUCUUUCUCUCGGUGCAUUGCUCGAUUUGGUUCCUAUCUUUCUAUCUCCUUUUGCCUGUAGAUCGCUUGCAAUUUCUAUCACCUGUCUUCCCAUUUCCCCUGAAGUGCCUUGUCUGGAGAAAUCCAUGGCCGGGGCGACUCCUGAAUUAGCCUGCACAUGGAUCAGCAUCUCUGCACUUUUUAGAGCCAAUCCCCAUGCCUCCACGCUGCCUCUGAUUCACAACAUCUGCUCCAUGAAGCAAUGAGAGAGAAAAUCUGACUGUGGAGGCGGGUCGGAGCAUGAAUCGACUAUGCGGAACAGACUAUCACUACUCGGGCGCGUAAAUACAAACGGCGAAAGG